UUUUUAUUGAUUUAUAUAUAUAUUCCCUUUCUAUUGCACUGCUACCUAAUUUCAUUUAUGUGUUUUUGUUUAAAUAUAUAUGCAUGGAUUUUGAUUUAUCAGAGUAAUUGUUCAAGUUCCAGCUAAUUUGGCCGCGCGUCCAACAACACUACUACUGCAAUUCAUCAUUCUGCCUCUCCUCAAUUUUCAGGUUUUAUUUUCAGGCAACCACUUAAAGAAUCAUGAACGCCUUAGCCGCAACCAACAGAAACUUCAAGCUGGCAGCUCGCCUCUUGGGGUUGGACUCGAAGCUCGAGAAGAGUUUACUCAUCCCAUUUAGAGAAAUCAAGGUAGAGUGCACCAUUCCAAAAGAUGAUGGCAGCUUGGCAUCCUUUGUUGGAUUCAGGGUUCAGCACGACAAUGCUCGAGGGCCGAUGAAAGGAGGCAUUAGAUACCACCCUGAGGUUGACCCGGAUGAAGUGAAUGCUUUGGCACAAUUGAUGACUUGGAAGACUGCUGUGGCCAACAUACCUUAUGGAGGUGCUAAAGGAGGAAUAGGAUGCAAUCCAUCAGAUUUGAGCAUCUCAGAGCUGGAAAGACUGACUAGAGUUUUCACUCAGAAGUUACAUGAUCUCAUUGGAGUUCACACAGAUGUCCCAGCACCAGAUAUGGGCACAGGUCCACAGACAAUGGCUUGGAUACUAGACGAGUACUCAAAGUUUCAUGGGUAUUCACCUGCAGUAGUAACAGGAAAGCCAACUGAUCUCGGAGGAUCGCUCGGCAGAGAUGCAGCUACGGGAAGAGGUGUACUUUUCGCAACAGAAGCCCUUCUUAAGGAAUAUGGGAAGAGCAUUGCUGGGCAACGAGUAGUUGUACAGGGGUUUGGAAAUGUUGGUUCUUGGGCUGCUCAACUCAUCAGCGAGCAAGGGGGAAUAAUAGUUGCUGUAAGUGACAUCACAGGAGCUAUAAAGAACAGCAAUGGAAUAGACAUACCGAGCCUUCUCAAACAUGUCAAAGUAAACCGGGGAGUAAAGGGAUUCAGUGGCGGGGAUUACAUGGACCCCAAUUCAAUCUUGGUUGAGGACUGCGAUAUUCUCAUCCCUGCAGCUCUUGGAGGAGUGAUCAACAGGGAUAAUGCAAAAGAUGUCAAAGCCAAAUUCAUUAUCGAAGCAGCUAACCAUCCUACAGAUCCAGAGGCUGAUGAGAUCUUGUCAAAGAAGGGAGUGGUUGUUCUUCCAGACAUAUACGCAAACUCGGGGGGUGUUACUGUGAGUUACUUUGAGUGGGUUCAGAACAUACAAGGAUUCAUGUGGGAUGAGGAGAAAGUCAACGCAGAGCUUAAGACAUACAUGACCAAUGGUUUCAAAGAUGUAAAAGCGAUGUGCAAGAGUCACAACUGCGAUCUGAGAAUGGGAGCAUUCAGCUUGGGCGUCAAUCGCGUUGCCAGGGCCACACUCCUCAGGGGAUGGGAAGCCUGACGACUACAAACACAUGAUUUACCUAGGAAUAUAGUAUAUGUAUGUUCUGAGACUUGCAAGUUUUGUUCAAUAAAAUAAAAAGGCGGAUUGGAUGGCAUCAGAUCCCUACUCCCUAGUCCCUACCUCAAUGCUAGCUAUUUUUGGUGGAGACCUUCACAUUUGUGUUUGUAAGCUUGGUUGUUUCUUUUAAACAGUCCAUUAUGUUUGAAUUUAAUAUACACAUCUUUUUGAAGAAUACGUAUUCUUCUUCAUUAUAAGAUGGAAUUUUCA
Sesamum indicum (sesame) is the source of this 1727-nucleotide messenger RNA. It is a transcript of the gene GDH1, whose product is annotated as glutamate dehydrogenase 1. The record is from RefSeq and is a predicted model, not a curated record. Gene Ontology annotation, biological process: L-glutamate catabolic process. Lineage: Eukaryota; Viridiplantae; Streptophyta; Magnoliopsida; Lamiales; Pedaliaceae. Gene Ontology annotation, cellular component: mitochondrion. Gene Ontology annotation, molecular function: L-glutamate dehydrogenase (NAD+) activity.